Messenger RNA from Laetiporus sulphureus 93-53, 834 nucleotides. RefSeq names its product mitochondrial cytochrome c oxidase subunit VIa. NCBI's taxonomy places the organism in Eukaryota, Fungi, Basidiomycota, Agaricomycetes, Polyporales, Laetiporaceae. The record is from RefSeq and is a predicted model, not a curated record. The transcript has 6 exons. Gene Ontology annotation, cellular component: mitochondrial inner membrane. Gene Ontology annotation, biological process: mitochondrial electron transport, cytochrome c to oxygen. Gene Ontology annotation, molecular function: enzyme regulator activity. Bases 1 to 384 code for a protein of 127 amino acids.
AUGUCAAUGCUCGCUCGUCGUGCUGCGCUGCGCGCCAUUCCCCGUGCUCGUGGGUAUGCCAAUACCACAGCCGAGUUGGCGAAGACGCAGUGGGCGGAAAAGCAGGUUGCUUUGAAGACACACGCUGCCGAAACCGCCAAUCUCUGGCGUAGGAUUAGUCUCUUCGUUUGUAUCCCUGCUAUCGGUGUCUGCGGUCUUUGGGUCCGCAACGUGGAGGCAGAGCACAGUGCGCACCAGAAGCAUCUCCAGGCGGAGCACGGCGGCCAUCUUCCCGAACCUCCCGCGUACGAAUACUUAAACAGGCGCGCGAGCGGUGGCUUCCCUUGGGGCCAGAACACCCUUUUCUUCAACCCUCGCGUCAACAAGGAUAUGUCUCAGCAGUAGUAGAUUUUCGAGUGAAUGCAAUUCCACUGUGACGGAGGAACCGGGCGAGAUGAUUCGAGGAAUAUUCUGAAAUAGUCGAGACCAAUCGAGGCCGACGCAUGAAGCCACCAUGGUCCGAAUCCAGGCUGAUGUGAGCGUAGAUUUGCAAAUUGAUUAUCGGUAAAAUCGUCAAUACUCAUGGGCAAGAUGGGUUGUCGACGGUGAAGUGUUAUCGAGCUUGUGCCCACAGCUCAUGUCCAAUCUGUAAGUGCGAAGACAAUAUGCAUUACGGAAGGAAGGCCGAAGUGUAAAUGAGGCAUAAUAAAUGAGUCCGCAAAGCAUCGAAACAGAACUCCACCAUGUUGACGCAGCAUCUCACAAGGUAACGAAGGCACCGAAAACCACACCGCCCAACGUGACAGCCAUACUAGCUAGCAGAGACGUCGAAACAUCCAAUGAAUGCAACCCCAU